UGUAAGGUCAAACUGAUGACACUGGAUUCCAGAUUUGAUUAAAUUCCAGUUCAAUUAAAUACUGAAUGAUUAAAUUAUAAUACCCAACCCAAGUUUUAUUGAUGUCUUUCCAUGACCGAAACAUUAAGUGAUUGAUUGAGAGUUGACACGUUUCAGUAAGUUGUACUGUAUCUUUCUUCAUACCAUCUGAUGUUCAUUCAUGUCUAUUUCAUGACAUAACUACUGUAGUAGUAUAGAUGAAGAGAUAAUCGGUCCUUGUGUGCUUGCGUUUCCAUUUGAACUGAGGCGCUACAGCAAUCUGUCACACCACAUUAAAGAGUGUCAAAACUAUUGUUUUGAAUUUUGUGAUAAUUUUUUAAAAUUAUUUAUACUGUUGUACAAUAAAAAAUAUUAAGCUUACAAAAUAAAAUAGUUUUCUAAAAAAAAAAAAAAAAAACGUAUUUUAUAUGGCUAUACUGUUCUAAAGCCAAAGCAAAUUUAACAAAAUGUUAACUGGAAAUAAGUUACUUUUUCUACCCACUAUUAUUAGCACAAGAAACAUUAUAUUAAGAUUAUCUGUGAAGCACUUUAAUUUUAAACAAUCAAUUUAAUUCCAAAGCAAUGUUUAAAUGAUUGUGUUAAACAUAUUUAAUUAAUAUCUUAAGGUAAUAUGUUUUCUUUGACAGCCCUAAAAUUUUUUGUUGUUUUCAGUAGUGUCAAGGAUAUACUUACACAUAUUAAAAUAAAUAAAGAUUCUUUAUUGAUUUAUUUUAUGAUGGGAGAAAUCAAGAGAGCAAUCAAAUGGCAUUAAUGAUUGCAAAAUCGCUAAAUAAAUCUUGCCAGAACCUACAUUUUGUGUCUUUGCUUUCUUCUUUUCAGCCUCUCCAUGUUUCUUAUUCACAGCUUUAAGUCUUUAAGUUGUUCAUAAGCUCAAGUUUCCUUCUGUCUGCAAUUACAAAAUGAAAACGUGGGUUAUGGAAAUGGAAUCAUGGAUCAUGAAAAAAGAGAUACGGCAACUGUGCCAUCAGUACAGUCUUAACGUAUCGAAGGACAUUUCCCAGUCAAUGAAAACCCUAGAGAUUGAAAUAGUGGAACUUCAGAAUUUGGUAGAGUCCACAGGAAAUCAAGGACAUAUUGAGCUCCUCAAAGUUAAAAGAAGGACUCUGGAUAACCUGUUAGGCAUCAGAGCACAGGGAGCUUUGAUCCGCUCACGUUUUCAGAGUGCAGUAGAGAUGGAUGGUCCAACUAAAUUCUUCUUUGGUUUGGAAAAGAAGAAUGAUCAAAGCAGAUUUAUACAUUCUUUAUACUCAUUGGGUGGCAAAGAAGUGGUAGAGCCUAAAAAAAUUAGAAAAAGAGCUGUACUUUUUUAUUCUGAGCUUUACAAGAGUGAACAUACAGAGGCAGAUGAGCUAGCCAGUUCUUUUUAUAUGGGUUUGCCUAAAGUACCAGAUAAGACCAAUUCUUGGCUUGAGAGGCCGCUUUCAGCAUCUGAGCUGCAUGUUGCAUUUUAAGAAGACAUUUUAAGUGAUUGUUUGUUUGAUAUAAAAUUAAUUGCUGUAAGGCCCCUGGAAUUCAUGGUCUACCAUUUGGAUUUUAUACAAUGAUUGGGUCAAUGCUGGGGGGGUGAUUUGCUGCCUGUGCUCAGUGAUAGCCUGGCCGGAGGGUUGCUACCUUUAAGCUGCAGGAGGGCAGUCAUUACCUUAUUACCCAAAAAAGGUGAUAGCUGGGACACUGCUGCGGUUUGUGUCUGUAAGCUCUGUAUAGAUUUUUGUUUUGAAUCUCUAUUUACUAUCAUUCCUUGUUGUUUAUAUUGUUAAAUAUAACUUAGUCAUCACCAUAUAUCAGACAUUGUAUUAUUUAUUAUCAUAUUAAUCUGACAUCGCUAGCUUUAAUCUAAAUUGUUAUCGCUAGCACAACGCGCUAGUCUUUUCUCUCUCGCUCUCACGCCUUCACGAGUCCAUCAAACGACUGUGGUAAGUUGGAUCAGUCAACAAACACAGUAAGUCAUGUCAUCUUUACCUGUUAUUGUCAUUUGCACUGCCUGCCACAUGUAUAGCAUAGCCUUCUCUGUCAGCGGUAAGAUUUACACAUGUGAUAAAUGCAGGGAGAUAGUCAGGCUGAACGAGAAGAUUUCAGAAUUAGAAACACGCAUCCAAACAUUAAUUCAUGAUAGUAAGAAUGCAAGGGCUUUAGAUACUGCUUUGGAUGUGACUAGCUUAGUGAACUCUGUACAUUGUUCGGUUCCAGCUGUAGAGCCCGUGCAGCAGGGCAACUGGGUGACUGUGAGACAGCAUAGUCGUGGGACAAAACACUGCUCUUCCAUUCCGAUUAGAACUUCAAACAGGCUCUCCCCACUCAGUGACGCACCCACUGAGAAUCCUGUUAUUGGCAAUUCUAUUUAUUGGCAAUUCUAUCAAAUCCUAGUUAUUGGCAAUUCUAUUACAUGGAACAUGAAAUUAGAGACACCAGCCACCAUAGUCACAUGUUUGCCGGGAGCCAGAGGGCCUGACAUCAAAGCAAAUUUAAAAGUGCUGGCUUAUGCUAAUCGUAAAUUCUCUAAGAUUAUUAUUCACGUCGGCACUAAUGAUGUUCAACUUGCCAGUCGGAGAUCACUAAAAUUAUCAUUAAAGUGGUUUGUGAACUUGCAAGUACGAUCUCAGACACUGUAAUUUGUUCUGGCCCCCUUCCUGUUCGUCAGAGUGGUAAGAUACUUAGCAGAUUAUCAUCACUCAAUGGCUGGCUGUCUGAGUGGUGUCCGCAAAAUAAUAUAGGGUUCAUAGACAAUUGGAAAAGUUUUUGGGGCAGACCUGACCUGUUUAAAAAGAGAUGGUAUUCAUCCCUCAUGGAGUGGUGCUGCUCUUCUCUCUAGUAAUAUGGCACAUAGUCUUAGAGAUGAACCUUGACUGACUGGGGCCCAGGUCAGGAAGCAGACAGACUGGCUAAACCGACCGUCUGCUAGCUGUCUCACGUCACAGAAGUCAGAUAUAUCACAACAUAGAGACUCUUUCACCUAGAUAUCAUCACAUAGAGAUAUCUCACAGAGGAAGAAAAUAAUAUGUUAAUUGACUUUUAUAAUGGGAAACUGGUUCCUAACAAUACAGAUCCCUUUCCAAGUAGUUUUUUUAGUCCCAGUCUCAAAGGACUGUCUGGAUCUUUUAUAUAAAUGACUUGUAAAAGUUUUAAGUAAAGCAACUUUAAAAGAACGUAGUGAUACAGUGUGAAGAGAGAAAUGGGACUAGAUGAUGAAGUUAAACCAGUUUGGCGAGUUUUAUACAAACCACCAAUUGAAAAACGCACAGGUGAUUUUCAAUGGAGAGUUUUACACGGUGCAGUUGCUUUAAAUGCAUUUGUGAGUGUUAUUAAUAUAUUGAGUGAUUGUCCUUUUUGUAAAAUUAGGGAGACAAUUUUUCAAGUUCUAUAAAAUGAAAAUAAAAGAUUUCAAGUUUUAUUAAAUGAUGAAUGAUUUAGAAAGUGUUUUGCCUUAAUCGUGUUUUAAUGAAGCUAUUUGUACAGUUGUAGAUGAAAUGUUUGUUUUUUACUACCAUGUUGCAAUAAGCUUUGGUCUUUUGCACCUCAUUUUUGUUUUUUGGUUGUGAUUUGUUGUUCUGCUGACUUUGUAAUGAUUAAAAUAAUGUGUGUUGAAAACUCAAAAACUCUCUUUCUCCCUCUCUCACUUGUCACAAAUAGAAAGUGAAAGUAAGUUAGAGUUCCCCUGCCACCAUUUUAAGCAGGUGAAAUAUGAACGCGAUACAGAAAAAACAGAGAAACAUAGAAACAUUAAUAGAAACAUUUAUCUAAGUUUAUGCAGGAAUUUCCGUGUAUCUUUAUGAUGUUCAAGCUAGAGGAUUUGAGAUCCUGUAUCUUGUAAAAGUUUGAUCAAGAGUCUGUGGAGGAGAUCAAACUCAUCAGAUUCACCUGCAGCUUCAUCAUGGCUGAUUCACAAGGAUCCAAAGAUGGAGAUUUUUCUCCAGGAUGCAGUUCAGUCCAGCAGAAGAGCUCAAACCCAGAGUCCAGCUGUGUGUCUAUAAAGAGUAACUGCUCUAUGGAUCCGCCACAAAAGUUUAAGAGUGGAAACACAGAGCCUGAUCUCAGGUCAAAUCAUCUAUCCAGACCAUUUAAAAACAAAACUGUGUACACGCCUGUGAUUCAACCACAAGACUUUAAUGAAAGCAUGUAUCCUGGUUUCAGCCAUGACUCUAAAUUUGCUGAAGUCCUCAAAACAUUGAGAUCAAAUCUGAGAAAGAAGUUUGAGUGUUUGUAUGAGGGAAUAUCAAAGCAGGGAAACCUAACACUCCUGAAUGAAAUCUACACAGAGCUCUACAUCAGUGAAAGUGGAGAGAUCAGUAAUGAGCAUGAGGUGAGACAGAUUGAGACACAGUCCAGGAGAGCAGAAACAGAGGACACACCGAUCAAAUGCAAUGACAUCUUUAGACCUUUACCUGGACAACACAAACCCAUCAGAACCGUGCUAGCAAAGGGAGUCGCUGGCAUUGGAAAAACAGUCUCUGUGCAGAAGUUCAUCCUGGACUGGGCUGAAGGGAAAGAGAAUCAGGAUGUCCAGCUCAUAUUUCCACUUCCUUUCAGAGAGCUCAACUUGAUGAAGGACAAAACACUCAGUCUUUUAGAUCUUCUUCAUGUUUUUUUCCCUGAAACAAAAGAAAUGGAAAUAUCCUGUGAUAAGUAUAAAGUUUCAUUCAUCUUUGAUGGUCUGGAUGAGUGUCGUCUGUUUCUGGAUUUUCAGAGCGAUGUGAGGUUGUGUGAUGUGACUAAAUCAGCCUCAGUGGACGUGUUGCUGACGAACCUCAUUGCAGGGAAUCUGCUUCCCUCUGCUCUCAUCUGGAUCACCUCCAGACCAGCAGCAGCUGAUUUGAUCCCCUCUGAGUGUAUCCAUCGAGUGACAGAGGUACGAGGCUUCAGUGACCCACAGAAGGAGGAAUACUUCAGAAAGAGAAUCAGUGAUCAAAUUCUAGCCGACAGGAUCAUCUCACACCUGAGGUCAUCAAGGAGCCUCUUUAUUAUGUGUCACAUCCCAGUGUUCUGCUGGAUCUUAGCCACUGUUCUAGAGAAGGUGUUAAAGAAACCAUGGAAAGGAAAGAUCCCCAAAACUCUUACUCAAAUGUACACACACUUCCUGAUCCUGCAGACCAACAUCGAGCAUGAGAAGGACUAUGAAAUGAAAGUGAAAGAAGACAUGAUCAUCAAACUGGGAAAACUGGCUUUUCAGCAGCUUGUGAAAGGCAACCUAAUCUUCUAUGAGGAAGACCUGAGAGAGUGUGGCAUUGAUGUGACAGAAGCAUCAGUGUACUCCGGAUUGUGCACUCAGAUGUUCAGAGAGGAGUUGGGCUUGUAUCAAGGGAAAGUCUUCUGCUUUGUUCAUCUGAGCAUUCAGGAACAUCUAGCAGCUCUAUAUGUGCAUCUCUCCUUUAUAAACAACAGCAUCAAUGUGUUUGACCAGAUUACCACACCAACUAAUGGAGACAAAGUUUCACUAUCUGAUCUCCAUCAGAGAGCUGUGGAUGAGGCUUUAGACAGUAAAAAUGGGCAUCUGGACCUUUUCCUUCGUUUCCUUCUGGGUCUGUCAGUGAAGUCUAAUCAGAAUCUCUUACAUGAACUAACGACACAGACAGGAAACAGCUCUCACAACAAUGAGAAAACAGUUUGCUAUAUUAAAGAAAAGAUCAUUAUGAAUCCCUCUCCAGAUAAAUACAUCAAUCUGUUUCACUGUCUGAACGAACUGGGGGAUCUUUCUCUGGUGAACGAAGCUCAACCUCAUAUGAGCUCUAGAGGAUUACGUAAUGUGAAACUCACCUCAUCUCAGUGGUCAGCUUUAGUUUUUGUGUUGUUGACCUCAGAGCGGGUAAUGCAUGAAUUUGACCUGAAGAGCUUAAUUGGAGAAGAAAAUUAUCAUGACACAUCUGUCACCCUGAAAGCACAAAAUACAGCAGAUGAAGUUGUUCAGAAGCUGCUGCCUGUGAUUACAGCAACUAGAUCAGCUGUGUUGAGUUAUUGUGGUGUCACAGAUGAAGGUUGUGCUGCCCUGGCUUCAGCUCUGAGAUCAAAUCCCUCACACCUGAGAAAACUAUAUCUGUCAUUUAAUAAUCCAGGAGACUCAGGAGUGAAGCUGGUCUCUGCGGUACUGGAGAAUCCUCACUGUAAACUGGAGGAACUGUGGUUGAAUGAUUGUGGUGUCACAGAUAAAGGUUGUUCUGCUCUGGCUUCAGCUCUGAGAUCAAACCCCUCACACCUGAGAAAACUGUAUCUGUCUGAAAAUAAACUAGGAGACUCAGGAGUGAAGCCGCUCUCUGCUGUACUGGAUAAUCCUCACUGUAAACUGGAGGAACUGGGUUUAAGGAAGUGUGGUGUCACAGAUGAAGGUUGUGCUGCUCUGGCUUCAGCUCUGAGAUCAAACCCCUCACACCUGAGACUACUGGAUCUGUCUGGGAAUAAACUAGGAGACCCAGGAGUGAAGCUUCUCUCCGAUCUGAAGGAUGAUUCACAUUAUAAGCUAGAGACACUAUGGACUCAUUAAAUCUCAUCAUAAUCUUCUCAUGAUCAUCUAGUGAAUAAGGAUCCACUACAGAGACUCAGUCAACAGAAUCAACAGACUGAAUAUACAGUGACUUCACCGUUAUAAAUUAAGACUUCAUUUUCAACGAUCCUCUGACAGACCUGAUUAGGGGGCAGUGAAACACCUUUUAUUUUAUUUUAGUUUUCCAUUCAUAGAUUAACUAUUUUAUUUGUAAAGGUUUGUAUACAUCAUGUUUUUAGUAAUAGUUGUAUUACAUGUGUAUUAAUGCAUUUAGUAUUUCCUUUUAAAAUCAUAAAUGGUUGUUUCAUUUAUUGAAGUGUUGAUUUAAGGCUCAGUAUCGUGAGGAUAUAAAUAUGUUUUUUCACAAGUCUAGGGUUUGAUGGGGGUAGUAAAAGAGAUUGUGGAGCUCCUUCACCUCCCAGAACUUCACAAUACAACCCAGAGAUUUAAACACAAGGAAAAAUAUUUAUUUCUGCUAUAGGAUCAUUUUUAAAUGUUAAAGUGCCCCAUUAUGGAUUUUUGAAAAUUACCCUUCAUGUAGUGUAUAACAUAGCUCUAAGCAAAUGAAAACAUCAUGCAAAGUUUUAUAACUGAAAGUGCACCGUAUAUUAAGUUAUUGUCUCUCAAAAGUAAGAGUUAACUCUGAAUCAAUUAAACAAGUCAUUUGUAAAACAAAUCUUAAGCCGUUUCGUUGUGACGUCACUUUACGUGACGAAACAUUAGCAUAUUGCCCGCCCACUUACUGCGCGCGCAGACGCCAGGGAAAACUUGAAACCCGAAGCUUGUGCUGUGUGUUCCCAUCAUUUUACUGAUGACUGCUUCUUCAACCUAAAUACAUUCAACGAGGGAUUCGUAGGCCGGUUGUUAUUGAAGGAUGGGUCAGUACCCAGUUUAUUUGGACCAGCUCUUUCCUCCUCUGAAUCACAACCUGUAAGUACGAUUAAUAAUUGUUGCCACGUUUGACAGACUGACUGUUUUGUAGGAAAGAAUGUAAUUAUAAUUCUCACAGAGAAAAUAAUUUAAAUUAGUUAAGUUUUUAAAGGAGCCAAGAUAUAAAACUGCCCCAAAACUAAAAGACUCACCUGUUCUGAUGUGCAAUUCAUCUGAAACAGCACAAGUCUAUAUCUCCCCUAAGUAAAAAAAUAAAUAAAAAUCUUCUAGACAAAUAUGCGAUUAGCAAGGACUAAAAUCCAGUGUGUAACAUCCACACGGUUCUGAGUUUCAGUUCAAUGGCCUAAGUAGAGUAACGUUACUGGACUAAAACCCUUAUACAGUUCAGUUCGAACAUGUCAGUGACGUCUCCGCAUCCGAGCCAGAAUCACCACAUUCUCUGUAGCAUGCACAAAUGUAUUGCCUGUGUGUGUGUGUACGCUCCGCGCAGCUUGUAGUUCUCCGGCUAACCAGCUAAUGAUGGAGUAUUUUAUCCAUCCUAUAGGAGACAAUUGUAGAAUUAGUUUGCUUACUAUAAAAGCUAGAAGUGUUUUGAGGCCUCUUGGCCUAUGUGACUAUAAGGGUCAGAUGUGUCUGAGAAGUUAACUUGGCCACUAAGCAUAUUUUGUUGGUAAUUUUCCACCAGACAACAGGUGGCUGUGAAAUGAAUAAGACCAUUAUUAAGGGUGUCAUGUGAAGGCUUCUUGCCUCCGGGGAGUGUUGAUUGUUUUUGAUACAAUGUUUCAUUUGGCCCAUGGGAAAAGUGUUGACCAUCAAAUUGGCAGAAGGCCCAUGAGAGAUUAAGUCAAAAGAUGUACAGUAGUUGGUAGUCGGCCACCCUUACUAAAAAAAAUUAUCUCUUACAUAAGCAACACCUGCAAUUUAAUUGGUGAAGUGACUGUGGUAAAAAUGUUGGGGAGUACUUGGGAGACUCCAAGAAGAGAAAGGGAGGAGAGCACCUGUAAAUGAGAUCAUGGAAAAUAACUGUAGGGGUGGAUCUCACACUGUAACAUAAGAAAAAUGUAUAAAAGCUGUGCCCUGGCUAGAGAGAUUCAGAUGUGGAACUGGCAUCUCACUUUGUUGCUUGACAAUAAAGUUAAAUACUUCUGAGACCUGGAA
This is a messenger RNA of Ctenopharyngodon idella (grass carp), 8557 nucleotides long. RefSeq names its product NLR family CARD domain-containing protein 3-like. Gene Ontology annotation, molecular function: protein binding. Lineage: Eukaryota; Metazoa; Chordata; Actinopteri; Cypriniformes; Xenocyprididae. The transcript has 10 exons. The record is from RefSeq and is a predicted model, not a curated record. The coding region runs from base 3908 to 6508 and encodes 866 amino acids.